Corylus avellana is the source of this 2269-nucleotide messenger RNA. Its product is annotated as DEK domain-containing chromatin associated protein. Gene Ontology annotation, biological process: chromatin organization; regulation of double-strand break repair. Lineage: Eukaryota; Viridiplantae; Streptophyta; Magnoliopsida; Fagales; Betulaceae. The record is from RefSeq and is a predicted model, not a curated record. Gene Ontology annotation, cellular component: nucleus. Gene Ontology annotation, molecular function: DNA binding; histone binding.
AAAAAAAAAAAAAAAGAAAAAAAAAAAAGAAGUACCCAAAACUCUGAGCGAAAGACUGAGAGAGUUCAGAGAGUCGGAGACUUUCUCUGUUCGAAGCUUCAAAAUUCACGAAUCAAAAUAUCCCGAAACAUCUUUGAUUAUGGGUGACGAGAAUACGGUGACAGUGGCAAAUGGGGCUAGCCUGCCAGAGAAAAAAGACGAAGUUGUGGCCGAGAAGAAAGAGGAGCAAAAUGGAGUAAAAGACAUGGAAGAAGAUAAGAACGAUGAUGAGAGAGUUGAGGCUGCAAAAAUGGACGAAGACGCAGAGGCAAAGGAAGACAAGGAAAGUGAAGAAGAAAAUAAAAAAGAAGAAAUAGAGGAACCGAAAACAGAGGCAAUGGAAGAAGAUGCUAGUCCAAGUGAAAAAGAGGUGAUUGAAGAAAAGGAUGAAGUCAAAGACGAGUUAGAGGAAAAGAUUGUUGUGGCAGAGGAGAAAGAAGACAAGGAUGAAGAUAAGGCAGAGAGUAAGGCGCAGAAGGGGUCGAAGAAGCGUGGGAAAGGGAAGAGUAGAGAGAAAGUAGAAGAGAAGACAAAGGAAGUUAAAGAGAAGACAAAGGAAGUUAAAGAGAAGACAAAGGAAAUUAAAGAGAAGAAGGAGCCAGAGCCAAGGACUCCUGCUAUUGACCGUCCUGUACGCGAGAGGAAAUCUGUUGAAAGGCUGGUGGCCUCGAUUGAAAAAGAAGCUGUGAAGGAGUUCCAAAUUGAAAAGGGCCCUGGUACCGCACUGAAAGAUAUACCUAAUGUGGCAUUCAAGUUAUCAAGAAGAAAGACUGAUGACACUUUCAAACUGCUUCACACAAUUCUCUUUGGAAGAAGAGGGAAGGCACUUCAGGUCAAGAAUAACAUAUCCCGGUUUUCUGGUUUUGUAUGGCAUGAAAAUGAGGAAAAGCAGAUGAUCAAAGUAAAAGAGAAACUUGACAAGUGUAAUAAAGAGAAGUUGUCGGAAUUCUGCGAUGUGCUUGACAUACCAAUUGCCAAGGCUACUACCAGAAAGGAAGAUAUUGUUGCAAAGCUGAUAGAGUUCUUGGUGUCCCCUCAUGCUACAACUACUGUGCUACUUGCUGAAAAAGAGAAGUCAAGUAAGGGCAGCAAAAAGCGGAAAAGGGUGGCCAGAGGAAGUUCAUCAGCAUCUGGAAGUGAAGCUUCAAAACAUUCAGCAAAGAACCGAAGAAAGGCUGAGGAUACAGAAAAAAUGGAGAAAAAGAGUUCACUUGAGGCAGAUGAAGAUGAUGAGUCUGAAGAAGAGGAAAGAGAAGAGGAAAAAGAAGAGGAUGAACAAAAUGAAGAGGAGGAAAAUGAAAAUGGUGUUGCCGAAAAAUCUGAGGAUGAAAUGCCUGAGCAUUCGGAAAGUGAGGAGAAAAUUGAUUCUGAAGAAGAAUCUGAGGAAGAUGUGAAGAAACACAAGCGAAGUUCUAAAACAUCGUCUAGAAAGAAGGAAUCUGCCAGGAAAGCCAAAACCAAGAAAAUCACAGUUUCAAAUAAAUCCAGUACAACGCCCAAAAGAACACCUAAGAAAUCAUUGUCCAAACCCUCGAAGGUUGAUGAUGACAAUGAUACAAGUCCAAAGGUGUUCUCAAGGAAAAAGAAAAUUGAAAAAGUAGCAAAAGAAAAGGCUUCAACUCCAAAGAAACCUGCCUCCAGGGAGAAAUCUGGGAAAAAGGUUGCUAAAGGGAAGGACAAGGUCAAGGAGGAGAAACUCAGGCCAAAUGAUAAUGAAUUGAGAGAUGCAACAUGUGAAAUUCUUAAAGAAGUAGACUUUAAUACGGCCACUUUCACCGAUAUUCUGAAGCUACUUGCUCGAAAGUUUAAUACGGAUCUCACCCCAAGAAAGUCAUCAAUAAAGCUCAUGAUCCAGGAAGAGCUCACAAAACUAGCUGAUGAGGCAGAUGAUGAAGAAGAUGGAGAAGGUGACGCUGAGAAAGAUGAAAACCAGUCUGCUGGCCAAGAGGUGGAAACCUGAAGAAUAAAAUUGAACAUGACUGCAUGGAAAUAGUGUAGCUAUUUAUGUAUUCCUUAGUUCCUGUUGUUCACAUGUACUUUUUUACUCUUAUCGCCGCAAAAAGUUGGCUGUAAUUUAUUGUUAGAAUUCUAUUUGCCGGAAAACAAACUAGUAAUUGUUAGAAAUUAGCAGAGGACUGGAGCUGUGUUGUAGGAUUGCGGCUUGUAUGUAUGCAUUAACAUAAUUUGUAGGAAUCUUCCUGUCUUUAAUAUAAUUGACCCGUUUUGUUCA